Molecule: messenger RNA, 6051 nt
Organism: Ooceraea biroi (clonal raider ant)
Lineage: Eukaryota; Metazoa; Arthropoda; Insecta; Hymenoptera; Formicidae
Gene: Glyp
Product: glycogen phosphorylase
Biological process (GO): glycogen catabolic process
Cellular component (GO): cytoplasm
Molecular function (GO): glycogen phosphorylase activity; pyridoxal phosphate binding
Source: RefSeq, a predicted model, not a curated record
GCUCCGACGGGUCGAAUCCACCCGUCGAACGCUCCGUGUAGGUCGUCGAGUGUCAACUUAAUUUUAUCGGUCUUCCGUGAGUCGCAAGGAUCGUUGACAGCUGUCUAGACGGCGUUUUCCCCAGCAGCGGAUCCUCGUCUGGGGGCUUCGUUCCUCGCUUCGUCCGUCAGCCGGUCGACGGCGACGACGCGCGAGUAGCGGUUGACACUCCCGGCGAGCCGACGAGAGGAGGCCAUAGCCGCGGCGCGACGCGAUAACGGGAAGCGGCCGCGAAGGCGGUGGUGAGUCAGGGCGGCAAGGACAUCGGAUCUGCCCCACUGAGCCACCCGCGGCAGCGACGAAAGCAGCAGCAGCAGCAACAGCAGGUGGGAGUAACGCCGCUUCUCGUGCCUCCUAGGUUUUGUGAGCGUCGCGCAACAUUCCGCGCAACCAGCAUCGUGCAGGAUCGAAGCUCCACAACGCAGUCGGUUGACUCUCUCUCUCUCUCUCUUUCUCUCGAUUGGUGAGUCAUCGGUGAGUCGGUCGCACGGGAGUGUUGAGCACGGGUCGCCGUAAUCCCGCAGCCGAGGAUGGACUCGCGGUUCGAGAACGCGCCCCUCCAGAGAGAUCACGAUUCCGUCGACGAUUUCGAGCACCUCGGCCACGACAGUUCGCCGGAUGACCGCUCAGACCACCAACAACAGCCACGAUUAAUCGACGCGCCACGUGUCGACGACCUGCUGCACAUCGGUGACUCCUUCCAGGAAUCUGCGCUGUCGAGCGCGCUCGUCGCCGACGCCGAGGAGGCCGAGACGAGGCCCGUACCCGCGACACCGCCGCCUUCCGCAGAGUUUGACAAGUGCGAGGCCAUGGCGCAGUCGUCGGACCCGUUCCAGCAGCUGCUGGACCCGGCUGAUCCUAAGCUGGCCAGCAUGGCGUUCGUCGAAAGCGAGCGGUUCCAACCUCCCACGUCCGCUGCGCAGUUCCGCGACGACGACGACGACGAGGACGACGACGACGACGACGAGAUGGGUCUUCAACCGCCGUUGUUGCCGGUCUCGUCCGCAGUUAAGGCUGACAGCGACUUUCCAUCCUCCUUGGGUGCGCGGGUAAUCGACGAGGACAGCAAACAACCCGACAACAAGGCGCAACCGAUCGCAGAAUUCGACGACGUAAUGGCAGCAUUGGCGAGUACCGAUCAAGGAAACAAGCAGGCGGAGAAUGAGAGCAUCAAGCCGCGCAGCGUCCGCGUCGACGAGGACCUCGCGUGGAACGUCAGGUCGUCGGCGACGCCGCCGGUACCGGAGAGGUCUCCUCUGGUGGACUUCCUGGCAAGUGACAGUGCGCCGCCGAGGGAGGAGAGACCGUCCAGGAACAUCAUGGACGACGACUCGUGGAACGUCGUGGAGAAGCCGGACGUGAAGGGACGGGAACAGUUCGAGCCGCCGACGAAGCCGCUGCCUCCCUUGCCCAAGGAAGCGGAGCUCUACCAGGAGAGCGCGCGCCCGAGCAAGCACGACCCAUCGAAGGACCUGCUGAUCGCGGAGGCCGUCAAGGAGCCGCCGCAGCGGAGUCCGGAGCGCGAGCAGAAGACCGCUGGACCACGCGAGGAGAAAUCCAGGGAGCCCAAUUAUUUAUGUCCACGUCCGUCAGAACGUCACGUCGCUGGCAAGAAGGAGGAGAUCGAGAUCGCGCCCAAACAGAUCUUCCGAGACAUGGGUUUAGACGCAUGGUUUAAUCCUGAAAGACUGAACCCAAAAGUGGCGGGUCUGAUAUACUGGCGCGAUCCGAAGAAAUCGGGAAUCGUGUUCGGUACGAUACUAGGCGUGCUCCUGUCGCUGGCCUAUUUCAGCCUGAUCAGCGUGCUCGCUUAUUUGUCGCUCCUCGUCCUCAGCGGGACCGUGCUUUUCCGGAUCUACAAAACUGUUCUUCAAGCGGUCCAGAAGACCUCGGACGGCCAUCCGUUCAAGGACAUCCUUGACCUGGACUUGACAUUGCCGGCCGAGAAAGUGCACGAAGUCGCCGACGUCGCAGUUGCGCACGCUAACGCCGCCGUUGGCGAAUUACGCAGGCUGUUCCUCGUCGAGGACUUCGUCGAUUCUCUCAAGUUUGGCGUCUUGCUGUGGUGUCUUACCUACGUUGGUUCCUGGUUCAAUGGCAUGACUCUCAUCAUAAUUGGUAAAUUACUUUUUCGCGGCGCGUUUGCCACUCCACCGUGAACGCAUGAUUGAGCCAACGGAUCCGUUUCAGGCGUAGUCGCUCUCUUCACGCUGCCUAAGGUCUACGAAACGAACCAGGAGCAGAUCGAUCAGAAUCUGGCCCUGGUGCAGGCGAAGAUUAACGAAAUUACCGCCAAUGCACCGCGAGCCGAUUUUCAGUGGGAAGUCAUCAUGUCGGUGCCGAGCAGCGACCACGAGAAGCGGAAGCAGAUCUCGGUGCGCGGCAUCGUCGACGUCGAGAAUGUCGGCAACUUCAAGAAGACCUUCAACAGGCACCUUCACUACACCCUGGUGAAAGAUCGCAACGUAGCGACGAUCCGCGACUACUACUUCGCCCUCUCGCACAGCGUCAAGGACAACCUGGUGUCGCGAUGGAUCCGCACCCAGCAGCACUAUUACGAAAAGGAUCCCAAGAGAGUGUACUAUUUGUCGUUGGAAUAUUACAUGGGAAGAUCGCUUCAGAACACGAUGAUCAAUCUGGGAAUACAAGGGGCGUGCGACGAAGCCAUGUAUCAGAUGGGUUUAGAUAUAGAGGAACUGGAGGAGUUCGAGGAAGACGCUGGCCUCGGUAACGGAGGAUUGGGUCGUCUAGCCGCUUGCUUCUUGGACAGCAUGGCCACGUUAGGCUUGGCGGCCUACGGUUACGGAAUACGUUACGAAUACGGUAUAUUCGCGCAGAAAAUCAAAAACGGCGAGCAGGUAGAAGAGCCGGACGACUGGCUCAGAUACGGCAAUCCCUGGGAGAAAGCCCGACCGGAGUUCAUGUUGCCGGUGAAUUUCUACGGUCACGUAAUCGACACGCCGGGGGGCAAGAAAUGGGUAAACACGCAGGUUGUUUUCGCUAUGCCCUAUGACAGUCCAAUCCCCGGCUACAAAAACAACGUUGUUAAUACGUUAAGGCUGUGGUCCGCGAAAUCGCCCAUAGAAUUUAACUUGAAGUUCUUCAACGACGGUGACUACAUACAGGCUGUAAUCGAUCGUAACUUGGCGGAGAACAUCUCCAGGGUUCUCUAUCCCAACGACAACUUCUUCGAAGGCAAGGAGCUUAGGUUGAAGCAGGAGUACUUUAUGGUUGCCGCUACUCUACAGGACAUCAUUCGAAGAUACAAGUCCAGCAAAUUCGGCUCGAGAGAGCACCAUAGAACUGAUUUCGAUGCCUUCCCCGACAAAGUGGCGAUUCAGCUCAAUGACACGCACCCCUCCCUCGCUAUUCCUGAGCUCAUGAGGAUUCUUCUCGACGUCGAGGGACUCUCCUGGGACAAGGCUUGGGAUAUUACGACGCGCACAUGCGCCUAUACAAAUCACACGGUUCUUCCCGAGGCGUUGGAACGAUGGCCUACCGCGAUGCUAGAGAGCAUUCUUCCGAGACACUUGCAGAUAAUUUAUCACAUAAAUCAUCUGCACCUUCAAAAUGUCGCAGCCAAGUGGCCCGGUGACAUGGAUCGCGUACGCCGGAUGUCCUUGGUAGAGGAAGAAGGCGAAAAGCGAGUCAAUAUGGCUCACCUUUCGAUCGUCGGUAGCCACGCUAUAAAUGGAGUCGCCCGUAUCCAUUCGGAAAUUCUCAAAGACAGUGUCUUCCGAGACUUUUACGAAUUGACACCGGAGAAAUUCCAAAAUAAAACGAACGGCAUCACGCCAAGAAGAUGGUUGUUGCUCUGUAAUCCAAAUCUGUCUGACAUUAUCGAGGAAAAAAUCGGUAGUGAAUGGACAGUCCACUUGGAACAGUUGACACAACUGAAGAAAUGGGCAAAAGAUCCAGUGUUCCAACGUAACAUCGUUAAAGUCAAACAGGAGAACAAGUUGCGAUUAGCGCAAAUGUUGGAGAAAGAGUACGGCGUUCGGGUCAAUCCAGCGUCUAUCUUCGAUAUUCAGGUGAAGCGCAUACACGAGUACAAACGGCAAUUAUUGAACUGCUUGCACGUCAUCACUUUGUACAAUCGAAUAAAGAGGAACCCCUCUGCCCCUUUCGUUCCAAGAACUGUGAUGAUCGGCGGCAAAGCGGCACCGGGCUAUCACCUAGCGAAGAAAAUCAUCAAGCUUAUUUGCAGCGUCGCCAGCGUCGUUAACAACGAUCCGAUCGUUGGCGACAAACUCAAACUGAUCUUCCUUGAGAAUUACCGAGUGACCUUGGCCGAAAAGAUCAUACCCGCGGCAGACCUGAGCGAGCAAAUCUCGACCGCUGGCACCGAGGCGUCUGGCACUGGCAACAUGAAGUUUAUGCUGAAUGGUGCGUUGACCAUCGGCACCUUGGACGGCGCGAACGUAGAAAUGGCGGAGGAAAUGGGCAGAGAGAACAUUUUUAUUUUCGGUAUGACGGUAGACGAAGUGGAGGCCUUGAAGAGGAGAGGCUACAACGCUUACGAUUACUACAACAAACUGCCAGAGGCGAAGCAGUGCAUCGAUCAGAUCCAAGGUGGAUUCUUCAGUCCGAACAAUCCCGACGAGUUCGGAGAUAUUGCUAAUGUGUUGCUCAAGUGGGACAGAUUUCUUUCUUUGGCCGACUACGAGAGCUAUAUAAAGAUGCAGGAUAACGUCAGCAAAGUCUAUCAGGACGAGAACAAGUGGGUGGAAAUGGCUAUUCACAACAUAGCGUCGUCGGGGAAAUUUUCAUCGGACCGCACAAUUGCCGAGUACGCGCGCGAAAUUUGGGGCGUGGAACCCAACUGGCAAAAACUUCCGGAUCCGCAUGAGCCCCGUGAUAUUUAAAUAAACCGCUCUGAGAUUUUCUUUUUUCAUAAAGUGUUAAAGACAUUCGUCCGUUUUGUUUUUGCAAUAUUGUCCUUCCGUUACAAGUGACAAUGAGUUACCGGCAAUAACUAAUACCGUCCAAAACGGUCAGGAUCGCACAAAGUAAUGAAGAUUAUCAUCUGCGAGAAUCGCAGAAUCGCGGGAAUAAUAUCGCAAUUAUCUUAUUUUAUGAAUAUCUAUUUUCAGCAAUAAGUCAUAAGUGGAUCAAGAAUGAACGAUACUCAAGCAAGCCUAAACAUUUUGCACAACUUUGAGACGCUUCCAUAUUUCAGAGAAAUCCCUUUGGAAUAACAAAUUUAACUAAACGUGCUAAGAACAUUACGCUUUGCGUCUUUUAACGUUGAACAUUUUUAUUGCAUCACAAAAUCAACUUCUUGGUGUCCAUAAAUUAAAAUAUCUAUAUAUAUCGUUGUGAAAAAAGGGGAAAUGAUUUAAGAGUUGUAAAAACAAAUUUUAUUAGCUGACAAGUUUUUGGUGGAUAACUAUGAUUUCUCAAACAUGGUGAACGUAUGUGUGUUAUAAUAACGAAAGCGAAAGGAUUAAAGGGGCAUGUGUGAUAAUGAUACGGUACAAGCCUAGUAUGUACAUCAUAUUUCUGAUUAUGACGUGAUGUGUGUUUCAAAUAUACAAAACAACCGAACCAUCUACUCUUAACUGUGUUCGAUACAUUCACGGCCUUGCAUUACUCAUUUUGUAACAGUCAAUACUUUUUCAGACUGAGAAACACCCAGGCCCAUAUUCUCAACUCACUUCUAUCGAUAAAAGCCUAUAAAAGGGGCUUGAAAACCAUCCGAUUGCCUGAGAAAUCACAUUGAAGCCGCUUUUAUCAAAAAGUGUUGAGAAUAAGAGCCCUAAAUCUCGAUGGAGAUGUCCAUUUGUGAACAAUGAGUGGGAAAUUAUGUGCAAGUGACUUGUUACAAUUGUCUUGUCUUGUCAAUGUAGAGCAGCCGUGCUCACUUUUAUUAAUAAAUGGCCUGUAUAUUGAUUACAUAGGAAAAUAGCGCUUGUAUAGCUCCAAAUGCUGGCACAUACUAUAUAAUGUUCGAGAAAUACAUAUUGUACGUUGCGAGGGAUGUAACUUGUUGAAAAUAAAAUCUGUUACGAG